Molecule: messenger RNA, 3786 nt
Organism: Gigantopelta aegis
Lineage: Eukaryota; Metazoa; Mollusca; Gastropoda; Neomphalida; Peltospiridae
Product: atrial natriuretic peptide receptor 1-like
Exons: 23
Coding region: 198-2735 (845 amino acids)
Biological process (GO): cGMP biosynthetic process; protein phosphorylation; receptor guanylyl cyclase signaling pathway
Cellular component (GO): membrane
Molecular function (GO): peptide receptor activity; protein kinase activity; guanylate cyclase activity
Source: RefSeq, a predicted model, not a curated record
CGAUACGCUACUGCCUAGUAAUAAUCUGCGGUUUUAUAUGAGAACAGUUCGCCAUGUUCCGCCGAUUACGAAAACUGACGAACAUUUAUAAUGAUGACGUCUUACAAUGCAUAGACGUCACGACGUUGCUCAACAACGUAAUUGUUUACCAUUAUAACUACAAUGAUUUUGUUAGCAAGCUUUUCAAUUCGUGAAGAAUGUUGUACAAGAAGUCAACAGUUUCGAAGCGUUUCGUGGUCCUGUGCGCCAACCCCGACACCGUGCGAGAGAUCAUGAUCCGCGCCCACGAGCUCAACUUCGACAACGGCGAGUACGUCUUCUUCAACAUCGACCUGUUCAGCAGCACGAAGGACAUCCGCCAGCCGUGGUUCCGAACCAACGACACCGACGUCAGGAACGACGCGGCACGCGCAGCCUUCGAGUCCGUGCUCACCAUCACCUUAAGAAAGCCAACCAGUCCGGAAUACCACGCGUUUUCUGAUGACGUCAAACGCAGAGCAGAGAAAAUGUACCCAAACUUCACAUAUGGUGAGGACGAAGUAAACAGUUUUGUUGGAGCGUUCCAUGACGCUGUCAUACUGUACAGCCUUGCCCUGAACGAGACUUUAGCUGACAAUGGAUCUAUCUCCGACGGCUGGGCCAUCACCAGGCGUAUGUGGAACAGAACGUUUCAAGGAAUUACCGGGACCGUCAGCAUCGACGACAACGGCGACAGGAACUCUGACUACUCUUUGUUAGACCUCAACCCCGAGACGAGCACAUUUGAGGUAGUGGGUACAUAUGACGGACGUCGAAAGCGCUACCUGCCAGUCGAAGGAAAGAAAAUACAUUGGGCGGGGUCUAGAACUACUCCGCCCCCAGACACGCCCAUUUGUGGAUACGAUGGGUCUAAGUGUCCUCCGAAAGAACCGUUUCCCGAGUAUGGAAUUGUGAUCAUCCUGUUGGGCUCCAUCCUCAUAAUCGUUCUUAUCUCGGUAUUCUUCAUAUACAGACACAUAAAGCUGGAAGCUGAGUUGUCGGAGAUGAAUUGGAGAGUGAAAUGGGACGAUAUCUUAUUCAGCUCGCCUGAAAGAAACGUGAUGUUGGAGAGGCAGGGGAGUGGAAAGAAAAUAUCUCGGAAAUGCUCUCUGAUCAGUACAGCGUCUGGCGACACCAUUGCGGCUUUCGGCGAUUCGACCAGCAAACAGCUGUUCACAAAAACAGGUUAUUACAAGAAUGCCAUCAUCGCCAUCAAGUCCAUACAUCGAUCCAGUUUUACCAUCAGCAAGCCUUUACUUCUUAACAUAAAACGGGUUAGGGAUCUACAGAAUGAUCACGUGGUCAGGUUUAUAGGCGCGUGCAUUGACCCGCCAAAUCAGUGUAUAUUGACAGAAUACUGUCCUAAAGGAAGUUUACAGGAUGUCUUGGAGAAUGAACAGAUAAAGCUGGACUGGAUGUUCCGAUAUUCUAUUAUGCAAGAUAUUGUCAGAGGGAUGGCCUACCUUCACAACAGUGAUAUCCGUAGCCAUGGCAACCUCAAGAGCACAAACUGUGUAGUAGACAGUCGAUUUGUCGUCAAGGUGACCGACUUCGGUCUCCAUUAUUUCAGAGAGAAACACGAAUCCAUGGAGGAUGUCAACACAUUUGCAUACUAUUCUAAAAUGUUGUGGACCGCGCCGGAACUUCUACGACUGGCCUGCCCUCUACCGGAGGGGACACCCAAAGGCGACGUGUACAGCUUCGCGAUUAUCUGUCAGGAAAUAGUUUAUAGAAACGGGGUUUUCCACCUGCACCAAAUUGACAUGAGUCCGCUGGAAAUCUACGAGAAGGUGAAAAGCGGAGUGAAGCCUUACUUCCGGCCGAUGUUGGAGGACUUCGACUGUCCGUCCGACGAGCUCGCCGCCGUCAUUCGCCGGUGCUGGUCGGAGGAACCCACGGAGAGACCCGACUUCCACGCGCUCAAAACCAUCAUCCGAAAACUCAACAGGGAUGGAGACAAAGGCAAUAUACUAGACAACUUACUAUCACGUAUGGAGCAAUACGCUAACAAUUUGGAGGCGCUGGUAGAGGAGAGAACCGCAGACUAUCUAGAAGAGAAGAAAAAGGCAGAACAUCUACUCUACAAUAUGUUGCCGAGGACGGUGGCCUUGCAGCUGAUUCGUGGAGAAGCUGUGAGGGCGGAGGCAUACGAAAACGUCACCAUCUACUUCAGCGACAUCUGUGGGUUCACAGCUCUAUCGGCGGCGAGCACACCUAUGCAGGUGAUAGAUCUCCUAAAUGACUUAUAUACGACAUUUGAUUCCAUCAUAGAGAACUUUGAUGUAUAUAAGGUGGAGACAAUCGGAGAUGCGUACAUGGUGGUUUCCGGUCUGCCGGUCAGGAACGGUAACCUGCACGUGCGCGAGAUCGCCCGGAUGUCGUUGUCGUUACUUAACGCUGUGCUGUCUUUCAAAAUACGUCACAGGCCUGACGUCAAGCUCAAACUGAGGAUCGGUAUACACACAGGAUCCGUCUGUGCCGGUGUGGUUGGGUUGAAGAUGCCUCGAUAUUGUCUGUUUGGAGACACCGUCAACACGACGUCGAGGAUGGAGUCAAACGGACUUCCACUGCGAAUUCACGUGAGUGAGGAAGCGAAGAAAGCUCUGGAUGACUUCGGAACUUUCGAACUGGAACUUAGAGGACCAGUAGAAAUGAAGGGUAAAGGGACGGUGAUCACGUACUGGUUGCUAGGAAUCAAUACUCCUAAACCGUCAUGACGAGACUUGACCUCUAUGCAGUUUUCAUACGAACGUGUUUUAUAAAACUCUGCAUGUUAGCACUGACCGAUCAAAGGAAAGGAAUGUGGGGAGUCGAGAACAAACAUCCCAGUGUCCUUCAGAAACGGAUGCUAACAGAAAAAGAGUGUGUUGUAUAUAGGGAUGGAUAUUGUGAGAAUUGUCGCUGUCUGAGUCACGAUACGUAUAUAAUAUGAAAGAUGUACCGCAAAUCCUCUAAUAUAAGCUUUUAUUUAUUUAUUUAUUUAUUUAUUUAUUUUUAUUUAAUUAAUUAAUUUUUUUAUAAAAAAAAUUCUUAACUCUGAGACUUGGCCUCUAUUCAAGGUAUUUUUCUCGUUCCAACCAGUGCAACACAACUGGUCAAAGGUUGUGGUAUGUGCUUUCCUGUCUGUGGGGAGGGGCGGAACGUAGCCGAGUGGUAAAGUGUUCGCUUGAUGCACGUUCGGUGUCUCGUACCAGCCAGUGCUUCCACAACUGGUAUGUCAAAGGACACAGUCAUAGUGAAGAAUCCCACUACAUUUUUUCCAUUAGCAGCAAGGGAUCUUUUAUAUGCACCAUCCCACAGGCAGAAUAGUGCAUACCACAGCUGUUGAUAUAUCAGUCGUGGUGCACAUCCAAUAGCUGGUGAUUAAAAUAUCAAUGUACUCUAUUGGUGUCGUUAAAUAAACCAAACUUUCUUUUUUUCUUUCUAUUUUAAUAUGUUCAUUUCGUCGUUAAAAAGGCUUUCUUAUACCCCCGUUGGUGAUAACAUCAUGUGUUAUUUUUCAUAACACAGGGUUGUUUACACACGUAUGUGUGUUAACAAUUUCAAGACAUACGACUGGCUACUCCUAGGUGAUGACCAGGUCACCAGUGCCAUGAAUCCAAUGAAAAGCAACACGCUGGAAAUAGAUUAUACUGUGACGUACAGUUAACCGGACAUUCAUGUGUCUGUGACGCGUAGGUUAGCUAUAAAUGCAACGGCUGUAAAUAACGUUUAGUCGAUAAAGAUGUUAAAAUUUGCUUAAAACCUAGGUUUUGAGGAUAUGUAAGA